AUGUCGAGCUCUCCAAAGUCCGCUCGAUCGCCUACAACCCUUACCUCCCCCACCCUCGCAUCCCGGCGGACCUCCACCACACCUCGGAAGCCCCCGAGUAACGUCCGAGCGGCACCAUAUAUGGUCGCGCUAUCUGGGUGGCCAGAGCCGGUCUAUAUAGACAGUCAAGGGGUGGGGGCGGUACGCGGAGCGAGAUCAAGGUCUGGGACGCCCAGGGGAAGCAUCAGCGGCCCGAGCGGCGAGGCGGCAAAGACGUAUGGGGGGAUCGAGAAGGUGGAGGCGGUAGUGAGCGUGAAUGAGGCGGCGAGAAGAGUGGAGGGAGGUGCAGGGCGAACAUCGAGACCAAACACGCCAGGCGCCGGUCCAACUAUCACGGAGGCCCUAUACCCUUACCUCUACGCUAAUACACGUCGGGGAUCCCGACCACCUACACGACCCGGAUCCCCGACUGAGCCAGCACCCGCACCCGCCGCGGCAGCUCCUUCCCAUCAUGCGCCUAUGGCUCCGCCCGCCUCAACAUCGGCGCCCGUACCCACCAUCAUCGCCUCCCCUCCUCCCAAAUCAACGCCUCGCCCUUCCCCAUCACCCUCGUCAUAUCGGCCAAAAUUUGCCGACCCCCGCUUUACCCCACACGCCGCCUUUCUAGGGAAGCAAGGCGGUCAUUUGCGGGUCGUCCCUAGCUGGAACGACUCUGCUCCAACCCCAGCGGCAGCUCGGGUCCUCUUGAGCAGGCAUGAGGCUCCACCCGUGUACUCGUCCAUCCGCACGCAGCACCCUGCGGACCCGGAGGCUUCGGAGAGCGAGGCGGAGGGCAAUGGAGACGGGGAGUCGUUCGCGCGGCGGGUGGAUACGGCCGCGGGGGUUGGGGGGCGGAUACUACAUCUAGGCACGAUCAACGGGAGGACCUUACCGGCGAUCAUGCGCUCGACGCCCGAGGUGUAUCCACCACCUCAAGCGCACGCGGCGAGCAGGAGAGCGGGCGGGAUGGUGCCAGAUGGGGCGGUGGGGGUCGUGACGGAGGUGUACCAGCGGGACCCGGAGAGUAUGCACCUCUGGCCGGGGAUAAAAGGAUCAGACGGCGGUGCGGGGAGUGGGAGCGGAGGAAAUCACAUACCUACCGUUCGGCACGUCCCAAAUCCAACUCAGCUCGAUCCUCGGAUCCGGGAGCACUAUAACUCGGCGUUGGGCUCAGAGAAGCGUGAAGGGUGGACCCGGCCGGAUGGCGGGGACGAGUCGAGGGGAAAUGGGGAGGAGGAGGGUGUGGAAAGGUCACAGGGAGAAGAGGGGAUGGUAGUGGAUUGA
Dioszegia hungarica is the source of this 1302-nucleotide messenger RNA. RefSeq lists its product as uncharacterized. The transcript has a single exon. The record is from RefSeq and is a predicted model, not a curated record. Bases 1 to 1302 code for a protein of 433 amino acids. Lineage: Eukaryota; Fungi; Basidiomycota; Tremellomycetes; Tremellales; Bulleribasidiaceae.